Messenger RNA from Hyaena hyaena (striped hyena), 2917 nucleotides. It is a transcript of the gene PCSK2, whose product is annotated as proprotein convertase subtilisin/kexin type 2. The transcript is spliced from 6 exons. Gene Ontology annotation, cellular component: trans-Golgi network; Golgi membrane. NCBI's taxonomy places the organism in Eukaryota, Metazoa, Chordata, Mammalia, Carnivora, Hyaenidae. Gene Ontology annotation, biological process: protein processing. The record is from RefSeq and is a predicted model, not a curated record. The annotation marks the transcript as partial. Gene Ontology annotation, molecular function: serine-type endopeptidase activity.
UGCACAGGUAACUGUGAUGGCCUCAACCAGGGUCGAGGCGGCAAAGGCAGCAUCUACGUGUGGGCCUCUGGGGACGGCGGCAGCUACGAUGACUGUAACUGUGAUGGCUACGCCUCCAGCAUGUGGACCAUCUCCAUCAACUCGGCCAUCAACGAUGGCAGGACCGCCCUAUAUGAUGAGAGCUGCUCCUCCACCUUGGCCUCCACCUUCAGCAACGGGAGGAAGAGGAACCCUGAGGCUGGCGUGGCAACCACAGAUUUGUAUGGCAACUGCACUCUGAGGCAUUCUGGGACAUCCGCGGCUGCCCCCGAGGCAGCGGGAGUGUUUGCACUGGCUUUAGAGGCUAACCUGGGUCUGACCUGGAGAGACAUGCAGCAUCUGACUGUGCUCACCUCCAAACGGAACCAGCUGCACGACGAGGUCCAUCAAUGGCGGAGGAAUGGGGUUGGCCUGGAGUUUAAUCACCUUUUUGGCUAUGGGGUCCUUGAUGCAGGGGCCAUGGUGAAAAUGGCUAAAGACUGGAAAACCGUGCCCGAGAGAUUCCACUGUGUGGGAGGCUCCGUGCAGGACCCUGAGAAAAUACCCUCCACCGGCAAGUUGGUGCUGACCCUCACGACCGAUGCGUGUGAGGGGAAAGAAAACUUUGUCCGCUACCUUGAGCACGUCCAAGCUGUCAUCACAGUCAAUGCAAGCAGGAGAGGAGACCUAAACAUCAACAUGACUUCCCCAAUGGGCACCAAGUCCAUUUUGCUGAGCCGACGUCCAAGGGAUGAUGACUCCAAGGUGGGCUUUGACAAGUGGCCUUUCAUGACCACCCACACAUGGGGGGAAGACGCCCGAGGAACCUGGACCCUGGAGCUGGGGUUUGUUGGGAGCACACCCCAGAAGGGGGUGCUGAAGGAGUGGACACUAAUGCUGCAUGGCACGCAGAGCGCCCCUUACAUUGACCAGGUUGUGAGGGAUUACCAGUCCAAGCUGGCCAUGUCCAAGAAGGAGGAGCUGGAAGAGGAGCUGGAUGAAGCCGUGGAGAGAAGUCUGAAGAGCAUCCUGCGUGAGAACUAGCACCUCACCCGGGCCUCCACCGCCUCCCUCCCUCCCCCAUCUCUGCCUUCUCUGUCCUCGUUCCACACUCUGUCAGGAGCCUAGCAAUUACUGUCACCCUCACAUAAGCGAUCCCAACCCCCUGACCUGAAGCUUCGCUCACUGUCACUAAUUCUUUUCUUUACAAUGGAAGCACUCUUUUUCAUUCUCUGCCCCAAAUACAGUGUUCCCAUCAACACCUAUGUCCUAUUUGUGACUCUAAGCUCUUUGUUUGUGUCAUUCAAAUAGGUGAUAGCCAGCAAACAAAACUGGGACAGCUUUCUCCUCCAUUUUUUUCAUAUCUGAGAAGAGACUGCAUUGAAAAAGCCAUGCACAGUGACUCCAAGAAUGCUAAUUCAUGGUCUCAACUGAGAACCUGUUACAUAAAAAGAAAAAGAUUAUAACAGAAGGUGAGCUCUGAAUCUCUAAAGCACAACAGAUGCCGUCGAUCCUUUGGGGAAAAAUGUUUUGAGCUUAGCAAGAUUUUUCAGUGACGUAGAUGGUAGUUAUGAUGCGAAAGACACCAUCCGUGACAGCCCUGAUUACUGGCUGGGGAAAGAAACAGUCAAAAUGCACGAGCAUUGGAAAUCCUAACCACCAACACCAACAGGUGUUGUCCUACUCAGCCAGCGUGAUACAUAUAAAACCUACGUAGCUUGGCUGUCCUUUUCACCAGCUGCUGCUCUGAGUUAUGGUAAAAUCUGCUAGAGAAACCCAAAUUACUCAGUUUGUAUAGAAUUCAUCCUAGCCCCAAUUUUCUGGGGUCCCUCACAUAGCUAUUCAGAAGAAAAAAAAAGACAAGGGAAGUCUGGCCACAUGUCAAGUAAAGAAUAGCUUUGUAGCUUAGAACACAGGAACGUUCCUUUUCCUAAAUCACUUUGGGGCUUCUUCAUCUGAUGUAAGUGAGACAUGAAAUGAGUAUUUUUGGCAUACAUAUACUUAGGCUUUGACUUCCAAAACAUAUGGUUGUGGUUUCUUUGAUAUGUUGGGGGAAUAGCCUGUGUUCUAGAAGAGGUGUGUGAAGGGUGAAGGGGGCAUGUUCGAAGAUGUGGACCUCCAUUUGUGUGGAGCCUCUUCUGCCAAACUGGAGGGUGGGGGGGAUGCUGACUCUUCCUCCAGCAACGUGAGACCUGAAGGAAGCAAGAGAUAGACCUCCGUAGGGAAAGCACACAGUCAGUCACCAUGUUGAUAGCAAUCCAUGAAGGUAGUCAACAUGCAACCCAAAGGUGACACGUCUCUCCCUGCUGACCCCAAAAGACACAGCACCAUUUUAUUACCAAAUAGAAAUGCUUUCUGACCUGUCAUCCCUUUGGUUUUCUACCCGAGGAUUGUCCCCUCAUCAGCAAUCCCAAUGCCCAUCCAUUCCCAAGAAAUGAGUUAUUUUUUUGAUUUGAUUCCCAGGAACAGGUCAACCACUCCUGGCUGAACUUCUCCCUUCCCAUGGGAGCACGUAGCAAAGCUUGGAGCACCUUUCCUUUAAAGCCAGCAACACAGGGCACUAGGUUCUGUUCCCUGAAGGUGGCAACUUUAAGAGAAAACUCUGUAAAACCCAUUUUCUUUCCCCUCCACAUAUUGGCAUGAAUUUCUGUCUUCUCUAACACCGUAUGACCUUCUCUAUAUGAUGCUUUAAAAUGUGAUAUUAUUUAUGAUUUUUAAAAGAAAUUUAUUACCUGUCGCAAAGGUCUUUUUAAACCAGUUUAGAUUUAAAGAAAAAAAUUAAUAGAAACCAUCAAAAAUCCAUUUCAUAUUAACAGUCUGAAAAUAAACCAAAGGACAUUAUGUGUGCAUAGGUGUAUAAGUGCACACAGAAAUAUAUAUACAUAUGUAGACUAUAUAC